Phyllotreta striolata is the source of this 4062-nucleotide messenger RNA. The record is from the annotation of a GenBank genome assembly. NCBI's taxonomy places the organism in Eukaryota, Metazoa, Arthropoda, Insecta, Coleoptera, Chrysomelidae.
GUCAACGUGACUACAAGUGUCAAAAUUUGUAAUUUUUCGUACUUUUUUUUAUAGUAAAUAUUUAUUUUCGUAAUGCUUUACAACGGUCGUGUGUGUGCCAAUUUAAUUUUAUAGUAGUGAGAGUAUGUUCAUGUUUAACAGAAGAAGGAAUUACUAUACAAUUUCAGGACGUACAAUAGGGAAGGUUAUAAAGCGCAGUAUCGAGACGGAUGCCUUCGGAACAGAAUAUCGAACUAGGACAUGUGUCUUCCAACACGGCCACCGGCAACAAUUCCACAGAUUCCGGACCCCGAGGUGACCAGGCCGGCAAUCUUGACCCUCCAGAUGCAAACGAUGGGAACUUGUCUUCGACCCUCGACAGAGACACGGAGACGUCGGGUGGUCAAAGAACCGAUGGUGAUCAACGGGUGAUAUUCCUCAAUCGGGUGCAGCCGGCGGUUUCGAAAUUUUGCAAAAAUUUCGUCUCUACCGCCAAAUAUAGCAUUCACACCUUCAUACCGCUGUUUCUGUUCGAGCAAUUCCGAAGAUGGGCGAAUUGCUUCUUUCUGUUGAUGGCGUUGCUGCAGCAGAUACCGGACGUGUCUCCGACGGGCAAAUACACCACGCUAGUGCCUCUCGUUUUUAUACUGACAGUGUCCGCUGUGAAGGAGAUCGUCGAGGAUUUCAAAAGACACAGGGCUGACGAUGAAAUCAACAAUCGAACGGUGGAGGUGCUGCGACAGAACCGUUGGGUGACGGUGAAAUGGAAGAACAUCAUCGUCGGGGACGUGGUGAAAGUGUUGAACAACACGUUUUUCCCGGCCGAUUUGGUGCUGUUGUCUUCUAGCGAACCGCAAGGUAUGAGUUUCAUCGAAACGUCGAAUUUGGACGGGGAAACGAACCUGAAGAUCCGCCAAGCGCUGUCCAGUACCGCAUCUAUCACGAAUACUCCGGAUUUGAAGCAAUUAACCGGUACUAUCGAAUGCGAGCCGCCCAAUCGGCAAUUGUACGACUUCAAGGGCGUCAUCAGGCACAACAACAGAUCUCCGGAGGCGCUGGGGCCCGAUCAGGUGCUGUUGAGGGGCGCCCUGCUGCGCAACACCUCCUGGAUAUUCGGCGUGGUGAUUUACACCGGUCACGAUACGAAGUUGAUGAAGAAUUCCGCUCUGGCGCCUCUGAAGCGCUCCAACGUUGAUCGAAUGACCAACACGCAGAUCCUCCUGUUGUUCGGAGUGUUGUUUCUCAUGUGCGUCAUUUGUUCUAUAUUUAAUAUAUUUUGGACCAAUAAACACACCAAGACUGAUUGGUAUAUCGGUCUGAAAGAUGUACAACAGAGCUAUUUUUACACUUUCAUAACGUUUCUGAUUUUGUUCAACAACUUGGUGCCCAUAUCUCUGCAAGUCACGUUGGAGUUGGUGCGGUUCAUUCAGGCGAUUUUCAUCAAUAUGGACAGGGAAAUGUACCAUGCGGAAACCGACACGCCCGCCAUGGCGAGAACUUCCAAUUUGAACGAGGAAUUGGGCCAAAUCAAGUACAUUUUUUCGGACAAAACUGGCACGCUUACCAGGAACAUUAUGGAAUUCAAAAAAUGCGCCGUGGGACAAAACGUUUAUCCUCUCACCGAUAACAUGGAAGAUUGCAUGCUAGUCAAACACUUGAAAUCGGAUCACAAGAACGCGGCGCUGAUCAGAGAGAUGCUGGUCCUCUUAUCGAUCUGCCACACGGUCAUACCGGAGAAACCGCCCGACGAGGAGAUCAUCUACCACGCCGCCUCGCCCGACGAGCGCGCCCUCGUCUACGGCGCCAGCAAAUACGGCUACGUGUUCCACAGCAGGACGCCCGAGUACGUCGAAAUCGACGCCUUGGGCACCAAGGAAAAGUACGAAAUCCUGGCCGUGCUCGAGUUCACCUCAUCCAGAAAGCGGAUGAGCGUCAUCGUCAAGGAUCCCAACGGCAAGAUCAAGUUGUACUGCAAAGGGGCGGAUUCGGUGAUCUUCGAGCGAUUGGAUCACAGCGCCGGAGCGCAGGAAUACAAGGCGGUGUUGCUGCAGCAUCUCGAAGGCUUCGCCAGUUCGGGUUUGAGGACGUUGUGUUGCGCCUACGUCGAUUUGAAGGAGAGCGACUACGAAAUUUGGAGGGAACAAUUCGCUAAAGCUUGCAUUUCCAUCCAACACAGAGAAGAAAAAGUGGAAGAAGCCGCCAAUUUGAUCGAGAGAAAGUUGAAAUUGAUCGGAGCUACGGCGAUCGAAGAUAAACUACAAGAAGGCGUGCCCGAAACGAUCGCCAGUCUCCUGCAAGCCGAUAUCAGCGUGUGGGUGUUGACGGGCGAUAAGCAGGAGACCGCCAUCAACAUCGGCUAUUCCUGUCGAUUGCUCUCGCACGGCAUGCAGGUGAUCAUUCUCAACGAGGACAGUCUCGACGCCACCAGGGAGUCGAUACUGAAAAAUUGCGAGGACAUCGGCGAGAACUUGGGCAGACAGAACGAAAUCGCUCUGAUCAUCGACGGCAAAACGCUGACGUACGCGUUGAGUUGCGAAUUGCGAAACGAUUUUCUCAAAUUGUGCACGUCCUGCAAGGCCGUCAUCUGUUGCAGGGCGUCGCCCAUACAGAAAGCCGAGGUGGUAGAACACAUGAGCAAAUACACGAAAUCCAUCACGUUGGCCAUCGGAGACGGCGCCAACGACGUGCCGAUGAUCAGGAAGGCCCACGUGGGCGUCGGCAUAUCGGGCGUGGAGGGUUUGCAGGCCGCAUGCGCGAGCGACUACAGCAUUGCCCAAUUCAGGUUUCUGCUCAGGCUGCUGCUCGUGCACGGAUCGUGGAACUAUUCCAGGAUAUGCAAAGUGAUCCUCUACAGUUUCUACAAGAACAUCUGUCUGUACGUGAUCGAAUUCUGGUACCAGAUCUACGCCGGCUGGUCGGGCGAGAUAAUCUUCGAACGUUGGACGAUCGCCUUGUACAACGUGAUGUUCACGUUCCUGCCGCCGAUGGCGAUGGGCCUCUUCGACAAACCCUGCGGCGCCGACAAGAUGACGCAGUACCCGCAAUUGUACAAACCGUCGCAGAACGGCGAGCUGUUCAACAUCAAGGUGUUUUGGAUAUGGAUCAUGAACGGCAUCUUCCAUUCGGCCCUGCUCUUUUGGAUAUCGCUGUUGACCAUCGAUCACGACGUCGUCUGGAUGAACGGCAUGGACGGCGGUUAUUUGAUGCUCGGAAAUUGCAUUUAUACCUAUGUGGUCAUUACGGUGACGUUAAAGGCCGGUCUGGUGAUGAACUCGUGGACUUGGCUGACGCAUUGCGCCGUUUGGGGAUCCAUAUUGUUGUGGUUUGUGUUCGUUGUGAUCUACAGUUACUUUUGGCCGGUCAUUCCGUUCGGGGCCGUCUUCUUGGGCAUGUUCGUGUUGAUGUUCACGUCGAGCAUAUUUUGGCUGGGUCUAUUCUUCGUGCCAACGAUUUCCUUGUUGCCAGAUUUCACUUUUAAAAUUAUACACGGAACGAUAUUCAAAUCGCUGACGGACGUGAUACGAGAGAGCGAAAUCAAGAAGAGCGAUCCGCAGGUGUACAGGGGAGAGGCGAAAAAUUCACUGUCUGAAACUGCCCGGCUGCUGAGGAACGUCUUCACCAGGAGGUGCACUGCUCCGAGGAUAGAGCAGGACGUUGAGUUAUCACAUGGCUUCGCUUUUUCUCAAGAAGAAGGAGGAGCGGUGUCGCAAUCAGCAGUUAUAAGAGCUUACAACACCAAUAUACCGAAACCUGAUGGGAUGUAAAUGAAUUAUAGCAUAGGAAAAGAUUUGAAAAAUACGUAGGUGUACUUAUAAUAUUUGUUUGUAAAGGAAUCAAACGAGGGGCGUAAGAGAAUUUGCGUCUUUUUAAGUCAAAUAUUUUGUUACACCGCUCGUUGUUUUACAUUUAAUUCUAAGUCAAAUUUUACUUACAUAUUUUCGACCUUAAAUUAAGUUGUAAAUGAAGAUGCAAAAUUUUUAAGUUAUUAAUUUAUGUGUACAAUUUUUUAUUACCUCUUUAAUUACAUAUUUAAUUGUUAUGUACAUCAGAGUUUAUCGUUUUUUUAAAUAAAGUUAAUCCAUA